This is a messenger RNA of Impatiens glandulifera, 2742 nucleotides long. Its product is annotated as E3 ubiquitin-protein ligase UPL5-like. The record is from RefSeq and is a predicted model, not a curated record. Lineage: Eukaryota; Viridiplantae; Streptophyta; Magnoliopsida; Ericales; Balsaminaceae. Bases 4 to 2490 code for a protein of 828 amino acids. The transcript has 2 exons. Gene Ontology annotation, molecular function: protein binding; ubiquitin-protein transferase activity. Gene Ontology annotation, biological process: proteasome-mediated ubiquitin-dependent protein catabolic process; positive regulation of protein catabolic process; protein polyubiquitination.
AAUAUGAAUGAAGCCGACGCCGCUAAAUCCUCCAAUGACUUGGGGUCGCAUAUGAAGCAAAGUUUUCAUGUUUCGUUUCUUUCAGAUGACCCAUCAAUUCCCUGUUGUUCCUCCAAUGAUUCAAUGCUGCUGAAGUUCUUUAUUGAUAUGAUGCCCAACGGUAGUAGGAUAGUCCUGAUUGUGAAUCCAGAGGAUUCAGUGAAAUCGGUUCACGAUUAUAUCGAGACAUUAACCAAUAUACCACCUACCGAGCAAAGACUGAUACAUCAAGGAGAACAGCUACAAUGGGAACAGUCAUUACUUGAAUCAUCUGUACAAAACAAUUCAGUUCUUCAAUUGUUCGUCAGAAAUCGUAGCACUUAUCUCUUAGAAGCCUGGCAAAUGGGUUGUGAUUUGAGAUUAUUCAUCUUCGAUUUGUACAAAGGCAAUGCAACCCUUUCUUCAGAGUUGGUAAAUUCGAUGUUAAUGGGGUUCUUAAUAAAGAUAAAUAAUCAUAAGAAAGACACAUCUGUUAGAUAUCUUCAAGUAUUUUUUUCCUUAGGUUUCCCUCAAGCUAUAGUAAGGCUCUACUUAUCUGAUAGAACAGACAUCACAGAGUUUUUUCCUGGAUUCAUUCGAGGUAUCAUUUUUACUUGUGGUGUGUAUAAAAAUCCAAAGUCUCCUCCACCCAACAUUUAUGCACUCAUAUUGUUUGAAUUAUUCAAAACACUUCGUCUAGCUCUUCAUAGUAAUCACUAUGUUAACGUAAAGUGGAUCAUCAGUAAUUAUGGGGCUUGUAGGAAUGCUCUUUGCUCAAAUCUGAAGUAUUUCCAACUUACUUGGGAUUCAAAGGAGGAUAAUACUUGUUGGGUUGAGGAUAACUGUCGGAUUUUCUUUGAAGAUAUUUUCUCAUUUUUUCAAGAUGACAUCACUAUGUUAUUGAAUAGUUUAUCAUCUGAAAUUGUGUCCCCUAUAAGUAGUUCUUUUGAUCAAUUAGAUGAGGUCUGUUAUUUGGGAGAUUUAUGUGUCCCCUUGCAAUCUGUGAUAAUGCAACAACUGGGUUUAGGGCCGUUGGUAUCCUUGUCAUCUGCUGAAAUUGAACUUGAUGAUAGAAUUAAGUGUCAUUCUAAAGAGAUCAAGCUCAUUUAUGAUGUCUGUAUUAACUUACUUGAGAAAAUUGAUGUACAUCUUGAAAAAAUAGAGAACUUGUUGUCUAUCAAAUCAAAAAUAGAACUUAAUAAUUUCGAUCGGCCUGGGUUCUAUUACUUUUCUACUUUGAAGAUCAUACAUUGUUUAUCAAAAGUUUAUUCAGGAGCCAGUGAAAUGUUUCACAGAAAAUUGAAGGAAAGAAAGAUUGCACUCAACUACUUAUUAACGUAUAAGACUAAAGAGAUAGUAGCAUGGAUUUCUGAGUACGAUGAUGUGAUUGAUUUUAAGUCUAGGAGAAAGUUAGUAAGGAGCAUGUUUCCCAAACUAAUUGAUGACGACGACUACGACUACUACUACUAUGACUACGACGACUACGACGACGACGACGAUUACGACGACGACGACUAUGACGACGACGACGACGACGAAGACGACGACUACGACUACGAUGACGACGAUGAUGAUGAUGUCGAUGAUGAUGAUGUUGUUAUUAAUGAUGGUGUUGUUGAUGAUGAUGAUGGCAACUCGAACACAAUUAUCAUAGAGAGGUCUAAGUUGUUAGAAGAAUCAUUAAAUUCCUUAAGUUCGGAAGUGUUGAAAAAUGUCUCUAUAAAGUUUAAAAAUGAGGCAGCGCAUGGUUCAGGUGUAGUUCGAGAAUGGUUGUUCUUGGUAUGCCAGGAAAUUUUUAAUCCAUCAUCAAAUGACUUAUUUGUGGCAUGUCCGUCUGAUCUCAGAAGAGUUUAUCCAAAUCCUGCUUCUAAGGUGAAGUCUAAUUCACGCCUAAAGUACUAUAAAUUUGCUGGAAAUGUGAUUGGCCUUGCAUUGCAACAUAGAAUUCAAGUAGGUAUUGUGUUUGAUCGUGUUUUUGUCAACCAGUUAGCUGGUAAAACUAUUUCUCUCGAGGAUAUUCAAGAUGCUGAUCCACAGUUAUACAGUAGUUGCAAGAAAAUUAUUGAGAUGAACGCGGAUGAAGUAGAUUCUGAUGUAUUGGGGCUAACGUUUGUGCACGAAUUUGAAGAUGAAUUUGGAUCGAGGAAAGUGGUUGAGCUUUGUCCUGGAGGACAAGAUGUGGCUGUAAAUAGUAGAAAUAGAAAACAAUUUGUUGAUCUUCUUAUUCAACAUGUUUUCGUCACAUCAAUUGCUCAACAGAUCGCCCUAUUUUCUGAUGGUUUUUCAAAUAUAUUGUUGGAUUGUGAACAUCAACAAUUGUUUUUCGGUUCUUUAGAGCUGAAGAAUCUUGAUAAAUUGUUGUUGGGUAAAGGAAAUGAUAUUUCGGAUAUAGAUUGGAAAAUACAUACUCGUUACAAAGUUUACAAAAAAACUGAUCCUCAAAUAGUUUGGUUCUGGAAGGUAUAUACAUGAUCUUUAUUGUUUCUUUAACCAUAAUAGACUAUGAUAUUUAUCUCCUAUAUAUUAUUUAUGUAAAAUGUAAAUUAUCUUGCAGAUAGUGCAAAACAUGACGCUCGAGCAAAGAAGGCACCUCAUGUUCUUCUGGACCUCGGUGAAGUAUUUACCAAUUGAUGGAUUUGGUGGCUUGGAACGGUUGUGGAUUGAAAGAUCAUUCAAAAGUGAGGAUUAUCUGCCUUCAUCUCAUACAUGCUUUUACAAACUACU